This is a messenger RNA of Plasmodium vinckei vinckei, 1113 nucleotides long. RefSeq names its product conserved Plasmodium protein, unknown function. The record is from RefSeq and is a predicted model, not a curated record. The transcript has a single exon. NCBI's taxonomy places the organism in Eukaryota, Apicomplexa, Aconoidasida, Haemosporida, Plasmodiidae. Bases 1 to 1113 code for a protein of 370 amino acids.
AUGGAAAAUCUUCCAAAUAUAGUAGUACUAUCAUAUGAUAAAGACAAAGUUGAAGUUUUCAUAAAAUAUAUAUUAACAAAAUUUGAAGUUAUAAAUCAUUAUACUGAUGAAAAAUGGCACAAAGUUUUAUAUGAGAAUAAAGAGACAGAUAAUAAUUUAAAAGAUUUUAUUUUUAAAAAAGAAGCAAAAAUACAAAUUGUUAAUAAAUAUUAUCAAGCACAAAUAAUUAUACUAUCAUGUAUUCCAUAUACCAUAGAAAAUGGAGAGACAAAAAAAGAUGAAAUAAUUAGUAAUAGCCUUUUAAGUGAUACUAAUAAAUACACAAAUUUAAACUUAAAUUGUGAAAGUAUUAUUUUUUUAUUUGACGAAUUUAAUGAAGAUACUAAACAGUUAAUAGAUAAUAACCCGUUUAUAAAUUUUGAGGCAAAAAAUGAUAAAAUGAUAAAAAAUGAUGAUUUUGAUUUUUCUAAUUUAUAUAAAGAUAUAGGAGUUAAAAUUGCCAUAUUUCCACUGUUGUUACAAAAAAAAGAAAAAGAAAUACUUAAAUUUUGUACAGAAUAUUUUAUCGAAUGUUUGUAUAUAGAAUAUGAGUCUAACAAUAGUGAUAAGCCAAACCUCAAUGGAAAUAAUCCAAUUAUAAAUCAAACUCAAAAAAAAAAUACAUAUUUUGAUGAAUUUUGUGACGAUGAUGAAAGAUUGAUUGAAGCUUUACAUUGCCACAUGUGGAAAGGCUUGAAAUUAAAAAAAGAAAAUAUAAUUAAUCAAAAAGAUAUAAAAAUAGAAAAUAAUACAAAAAAAAAUAAUGAAAAUAAAGAUAUUUCAUCAAGCCCACCAAAAUCAGUCGUAUUAGAAGACUCAAAAAAGACUGAAGAAAAAUUGGAGAAAAAAGAGAAUCAAAAAAAAAGUGAUGAAUCUGAAAAAAAAAAUAAUAAUAGCGAUACUCAUAACAAAAAAGAUGAUAAAUUUAUGGAAAAUUUUAAUAAAAUUGUCGAAAAAAUUAAGUUAGUUAAAAUUGAAAAUCAAAAAUGUAAUAAUGAUUCAGAAAGGAGGAAAAAAGCCGAAAAGGCAAUUUUAGAAUUGCAACAAUAUUUUGAUGGUAUGGAUGAAGAAUAA